Molecule: messenger RNA, 1384 nt
Organism: Clarias gariepinus (North African catfish)
Lineage: Eukaryota; Metazoa; Chordata; Actinopteri; Siluriformes; Clariidae
Gene: maip1
Product: matrix AAA peptidase interacting protein 1
Exons: 5
Coding region: 8-751 (247 amino acids)
Biological process (GO): protein insertion into mitochondrial inner membrane from matrix; inner mitochondrial membrane organization
Cellular component (GO): mitochondrial inner membrane
Molecular function (GO): ribosome binding
Source: RefSeq, a predicted model, not a curated record
CAGAAACAUGGCGCUGCCCUUACUCCGGUGGAGCUGUAGAAGGCCCUCAGUGGGUUUAAGCGCUUAUCUCAGAUUUAACAAACUAUCCAAAAUACGAAAUCACUCUUUGGUUAAAAACCAGGCGUCUUUAGGAUGUGUCGUGUCCGGAGUGCGGUUCUGCAGCUCGGACGGAGACGGACACAGACACACGCGGAAGGUUGUGGUGCUCGGCAUCCCCAACCCGUUCAUCUGGUUCCGGACCAAAUUCUCCUUCUUCCUUAUUCGCGCUUACUUCGACAAAGACUUCAGCAUCGAGGAGUUCACUGACGGAGCCAAACAGGCAUUUGCACAUGUAUCACGACUGCUGUCUCAAUGUCAGUUCAAAGAACUUGAAGGACUCGUCACUAAAGAUGUAAUUGGCAAACUGGAGGAGAAAUGUGCUGAUCUUCCGCUGAGCUAUAAAAGAGCACUUUUGGCUGAUCCAGAUGACAUCAUGUACACAACGCCAGCAGAUGUGGGCUUUUGCUACGAAGACGAUGGGAGAAAGUUUGUCAGUAUUUUGAUGCGCUUUUGGUACUUAACCAGUGCUCAGCUCCCGGAGGAGACAAUGGAGGGCGUGCGCCUCUUUCAGGUGGCCCUUGGAAAAAAUGGAGAGAAGCCCACGAGCAAGAGACUGCUCUCUGCCAAUUACGAAUUUCAGAGGGAGUUUACACAAGGAGUGACACCAGACUGGACCAUCACUAGAAUAGAGCACUCAAAGCUGCUGGAUUAAAAUUAUCAACUCCCUGUUUAACGACAUCUGACUUUAAUAUCAUACUGUACUGUGAAUAAGCCAUGUUUGUUGUCUAUGAAAUGAAACUUGACAUGUGGACACUAUUCACACUCUGUAAGAGCGAUCAGAGUAGAAGUAGACUUUAGCAAAUCUCUAAAAGUUCUUAUGUCACUUUGGACCUGUACAAAUCUGGAUGGAUAUUCACAAGACCUUCAAUGUUAAGAGAAAGUUUUAAGUUUUAAGCUUUUAGUUCCUGUAAGUCUUUGUAUUAUCUCUUCAUGUGUUGAUGUUUGUUACUUCUUUCUAAAACUCAGUGUUCGAGUAUAUAACACUUACUAAAAUAUUAAAAUAUUUGUAACUAUAUUGCAGAUUAUUAUUUGAUAUGGAUUUAUGCUUGUGUGCUGCAUCUCUGAAUUUAAUUUGUACCUUUUCUACUAAUAGAUGGGUAAAUUCAAUAAAGCAACCAAGAAAUCUUGUACACACGUUGAGGAAUCCAAUUUAGGAACAUGCUUAUGACAAUGCAGCAGGCUUAUAGAGGACGUAAGGUGUUAAGGGUGGAGUGGAAGAACUUGUGUGACCGUGAAUGAACUCAACUCAGUGUGGUCACAACAUAGUAUCUCGUUCCCAUGCCUU